AAACAAUAUAAACCAAAUACCCAAAAAUAAAUAUGAAUCCUUCAAUAUUAUUAUAAGAAACAUUUAUUGGGACAUUUGUUUAUUAAAAUAAAUUGUCUAAUGUAUCCUUUGGGUAUAGAACAUGUUUCAGUGUAAUCUAUUUGUAUUGUGUUAUAUAUGAAAAUAUUAUUUUUCUGUGCUUACAUACACAAUAGAAUAGUUACGAAAGUGAAUAGCUAUUAGUCGCUAUGUGUUAUUAAUAAUUUUAAUAUGAUACAAAAAAAAAUAUCAAUUUUAGUUUUGUGUUUAUCAAUUAUUUUGUGGUGGUUCCCUGCAAUAUGGAGAAUUGCAUUUACAAUACUAUUUACUGUAUCUCUGGUAGUGGCCGUUCUUAUGUUGACACUAUGGGGCCACAUUGCGUUAUCAUCACCUCACCAAACAUCUCUUUUUUUAAUUGAUAAUAUUGAAAAAGAAGCUCGUAGCCUAGAAGAUACUAUGAAGGAAGAGCAAAGUAACUGGGCUUCGUCAGUGAAAAAACUUCAUCUGCCUGUUGUAUUUGGUCGUCCUGUUGAUAGCCAACUGCAGCAGUUGAUUGACUUGUUUCUGAGGGAUUUUGUGACUAAAUGGAUUAAAGAUAUCACACAUAAACCUGAGCCAGUUAUGGAAAAGUUUAAGGAACACAUUUGGGGAGCGAUACAGAAUCUGAAUGAAAGAUUAUUAAGAGUAGAUGCAGAGAAACUGUUAGCUAACGACAUUGUUAUUAAAAUAACUCAACAUUUUGAGAAAAUAAGGAUUGCAAAAAGUUGUGCUUUGGAGUUAAACCAGCCUCCUGUAUUUGCUCUGUCACCACAUUUAAUGUGCUUUGACUCUGAACAACAUUAUCUGAGACAAAUAAGCGAGAUGAUUGUUAUACUUCUGAUGCCAAGAUGCUACUCAUUAACACCAGUUUGUCAUCUGUUCAGAGAAGUUAUAGCUUGCAAAAUUCUACAACCUGCAAUAAAUAUUGUAACUGAUCCUGAUUACAUUAACCAAAAGAUACUCCAGUAUUUAGAAGCACAGAAGGAAGUUGAUGCGAUGUCACUCAGAACUCAUGAGUAUGCCAAAACAUUUGAAGAGUACAUAAGCCUAAUAAAUAACUGCAACAAUAUUGACACACUUAAACGAUUGAGGUAUGAUAUUGUGACUCAGAUAAUGCAAGCAACAACAUUACAGAAUAUAAAAAGAGCGAAAGGGAUAGAUAUAGAAGUUAUUGAAAAAGGAAACCAGCACAGUAUUAGUCGGCAACAAUUAGCUGACGCCAAGAAGUUGAAGAGAUAUAUUGACCAGCUGACUAUUGCUAAGGAUGAAUGUGAGUCAGCUUUGAGAAGACAGGGUUGGGAUGGAGCCUUCCCGACUGUUGAAUCUGAAAGCAAGACAAUGCCUUUACACAAAAUAAUGGAGAGUGUGAUUGGACGGAGGUACCUGUCGAUGUUUCUGGAGACGUUGUGCUCACAAGGUCUUGUGGGGUUCUGGACAGCAGUUGAAGAGUUACGUCACAGUCCACGAAGUAGCUGGCAUCAAUUGGGCGCUGAAAUUUUUUAUACUUAUAUUCGGUCUCCUAGUGCCGAGAUCAAAGUUGACAAGGAAACAAGAAAGCGAAUGGAAUCAUUCUUAUUAGGUGACACGGGACCGGAAGUGUUCUACGAAGUUCAAGACACGGUCGUGGAUACGAUACAGGAAAAGUAUUACCACUCGUUCUUACUCAGCGAUCAGUACAGGGCUUUCGUAGCCGAACUCGCUACUGAAGAAGCUAAUAAAGAACUUAUAUCAGAGAGGUCGCCUAUAGAAGAUCGUCAGUUAUCCAGCGAUUCAGUUUCGUCGGCUGAAAGCGUGGGCGGUACCCUACAUCUGACGGAACAUUCCACAUACGCCCGGAGGAAACUAGACCAGCUACAGGAGAAACAUAACAAUAAAAUUCAGGCGUUAGCAGCGCUACGUGCGUCGCUGAAGCCGGAGUCACCAGCUCUGGCCAUGUUGGCGAGCGAGGUGGAGCGCCUGGCCGGCGAGCAGAUGCGGCUGGAGGCGCACCUGGCGCGGACUGACUCCUGGGCCGAGCACCUGGGCAGGUGGCGGGCCACGGUGCACAGCGCUGAGGUAUCAAGUUACUCACAACUAUAA
Messenger RNA from Leptidea sinapis, 2136 nucleotides. RefSeq names its product sorting nexin-25 (gene snz). Bases 250 to 2136 code for a protein of 628 amino acids. The transcript has 9 exons. Gene Ontology annotation, molecular function: phosphatidylinositol binding. NCBI's taxonomy places the organism in Eukaryota, Metazoa, Arthropoda, Insecta, Lepidoptera, Pieridae. Gene Ontology annotation, cellular component: intracellular membrane-bounded organelle. The record is from RefSeq and is a predicted model, not a curated record.